AUGAGAACCCAAUGGCUGCUCCCCGUCCUGGGGCUCUGCGCAUCGUCGUUCGCGGCGCGCAAUGGCCAGGCCGACCAGCUGCGUCAGUGGCUGCACGGCAGGAGCCCGGCCGAUGUCGAGUACCAGGCCUUUGAGGAGCCGACCGUCCACGCGAGGGCCAGCACGGAGCACCGCUUCCUCAACGACAAGACGGAGAAGUUUGCCGUCAACGGCACCAGCAUCCCCGACGUCGACUAUGACGUCGGCGAGUCGUAUGCCGGCCUGUUGCCCAUUUCUGACAAGAAGGACGAGCGCGACCACCUGUACUUUUGGUUCUUCCCCACCGUCAACGAAGAGGCCAAGAAAAAGAAGGAGAUUGUCAUCUGGCUCAAUGGCGGCCCCGGCUGCUCGUCCCUGCUGGGCUUCCUGCAGGAAAACGGCCCCUUCCAGUGGCAGCCCGGCAUGAUCAAGCCGCAAAAGAACCCCUGGAGCUGGCACGAGCUGAGCAACAUUGUCUGGAUCGAGCAGCCCGUCACCGUCGGCUACUCCAAGGGCAAUGCCACGGCCAAGAAUGAGGACGACGUGGCGAGCCAGUUCCUGGGCUUCUGGAAGAACUUUAUCGAGACCUUCGGCAUGCGCGGCUGGAAGGUCUACGUCGUGGCCGAGUCGUACGGCGGCUACUACGGCCCGUACAUUUCGAGCCACAUGGUCAAUGCCAAUGACACGCAGCACUACAACCUCGGCGGGCUAAUGAUCUACGACGGCAUCAUGUUUGAUGGCCAGGUGCAGGGCAAUGUCAUCGUCGAGGCGUUUGUCGAGCAAAACUACAACCUCAUGCCCUUUGACGACAAGCACCUGGCGCACAUCCACAACGUCUCGCAGAAGUGCGGCUUCAGGGACUACCACAAAAAGUACCUGACGUACCCGCCCGUCGGGCCGGCGCCUCGAUACCCGCCGGGCGUGAAGCCUUUCCCGAACGGCACAUACGAGUACAUCGAUGGGUGCGGCGACCUGUUUGACUACGUCUACACCGAGAUGAAGACGACGAACCCGUGCUUCAACAUUUACAACAUUGCGGACCACUGCCCGAACGGAUACGACCCUCUGGGCGAUAAGACGCCUUACUUUGACCGCAAGGAUGUCAAGAAGGCCAUCAACGCGCCGCUCGACGUGACGUGGUCGCAGUGCGUGGACGGCGUAUUCAACACGACCGACGGCGACGAGUCGGCGCCGCCGGACAAGUACGAGCUGCCCAACGUCAUUGACCACACGCACAACGUGAUCCUGGCACAGGGCAACCUGGAUCUCAUCCUGCCGCUCAACGGCGUGCUGCUGGGCAUCCAGAACAUGACGUGGGGCGGCAAGCUGGGCUUCCAGACGCGGCCGCAGGACCCCUUUUACGUGCCGCUGUACCGCGAGGGCCGCAACCGCGACUACUACGGCAAGGCGCUGCCGGCGGGCGCGGGCGUGCUGGGGACGACGCACCACGAGCGCGGUCUGACGCUGGUCGCGUCGCAGCUGGCGGGCCACGAGGGCCCCGAGUACGUGCCGGCGGCGGCGUUCCGACACCUGGAGAAGCUGCUCGGGCGGGUGCACAGCCUGAGCGACACGCAGCCGUUUACGCUGCCGCAGCUGCGCAACAUUACGCAAGUGGAGAAGCCGCUGGGCAAGGGGACGGUGCCGAUUCCGUGCUUCGGGAAGGGGUGCUGA
Messenger RNA from Purpureocillium lilacinum, 1689 nucleotides. RefSeq lists its product as uncharacterized. The record is from RefSeq and is a predicted model, not a curated record. Gene Ontology annotation, biological process: proteolysis. Lineage: Eukaryota; Fungi; Ascomycota; Sordariomycetes; Hypocreales; Ophiocordycipitaceae. Gene Ontology annotation, molecular function: serine-type carboxypeptidase activity.